This is a messenger RNA of Eurytemora carolleeae, 2379 nucleotides long. RefSeq names its product transcription initiation factor TFIID subunit 5. Gene Ontology annotation, molecular function: RNA polymerase II general transcription initiation factor activity; protein binding. Gene Ontology annotation, biological process: transcription initiation at RNA polymerase II promoter. Gene Ontology annotation, cellular component: transcription factor TFIID complex. The record is from RefSeq and is a predicted model, not a curated record. The transcript is spliced from 11 exons. Lineage: Eukaryota; Metazoa; Arthropoda; Copepoda; Calanoida; Temoridae. Bases 183 to 1952 code for a protein of 589 amino acids.
UUAGACCUAUUAUAAUUUCUGAUAAUGGAUUAAUUAGAUAUUCUCGUUUUUCUUACUAAAAAUUUAUCAUUUUAAUUUAUGGCUUCUCACCUUAGCGAAUCUAUGCAGGUGCAGAGACAGGUAAGAAAGUUAUUAUUAUUUCCCCAUUGUUUCUCAGCUAAAGCUACCGUUGUGAAUCAGACAUGCCACGCAACAAAUGGAGGAAUGAGAACCAUCUGUUCUUUUCAGAUGCAAUGUCCAUCAGUCGGAGAAAUAAAUCUGAUAUUAUCUCCUCCAGUAUUAAACAGUAUCUUACCAGUAGAGAUAUACAACCUAACAAACUACAGAUUAGUUUGAGUGAGCUAGCAUCUCUGUCUGUUGUUGAGAAUGAAAUAUCAAUACGGAAUCUCAUAUCGUUCAGCGCUGAAACUGUAGAUCACGCUUCAGCUGAGACGCAGUACACUAAGUUUAAGGUUUGGAUAUCUGAGAGUCCUGAUCACUAUAAACCUGAACUAGCCCAGCUGUUGUAUCCAGUAUUUACUCAUCUAUAUAUCCGUCUACUCGUCAGCUCUCCUUCUACUCCUGGAGCUGCAGCAGCUCAUAGGUUUCAUAAACGCCAUCUGUCUACCUUCCAGGGCAACCCUGAGUUUAAACAGUUUAUCCACCAGCUCGGAGAAGUGAACAGUGUAGAGGAGUUGGAUCAGACACCAGCAAUAUCAACAUUUAGAUCCUCGAGGUACGCUGUAACUCUAACUAUAGAAACAUAUUCUUAUUUACUCAGAUACCUGGAGAAAACUCAAUGUAACCUGAUCCUUACUGUUCUAAACCAGGAGGUUGAUGUUACUAUCGGAGAUCCCCUUGGAGCUGGGAGUAGACAGGAUACACGAGCUAGUCUCUCCUCCCCCUCACCUUAUACAUCCAUGCUAAAUCAGGACGCAGACCCAGAGGAGGUUGAGAGGUUAGAGGACCUCAGUAGAAGGGUUCGGGCUAGCUCUCCCACAGCCCCUAGUAUAUCCCUGUACAGAAUACAGAGUGAGGACGGAGUUUGUGUGAGUGGAGAGACGGAUAUCCAUGGAAAACAUCUUGUAUCAGGAUGUGAAGAUGGUAUAGUGAGAUUAUGGCAUACUCUACCUAGUGAAAGUCCCAUAGUUCUAGAUACUAGUUCUAGUAGUGUCAGACUAGGUUGUACUUCUCCGGGAUUAACUACAUCUAGAACUAUACAGCGAGGACGUUGUAGAACUUUGAAGGGGCACACAGGGACAGUUUACAGUGCCAUUUUCCUUCCUGAUCAUAAUCAUAUAGUAAGUGUAAGUGAAGAUACAACGGUUCGUAUCUGGGACAAGGUUUCCGGAGCAGGGUUAGCUGCGCUACACGGACAUAUGUAUCCUGUAUGGUGUACUGCUAGUGAUAGUAUUGGGGUUAAUUUUGCAACCGGAAGUAUGGAUCGAACUGCGCGCUUGUGGAGACCUGAAUACGCGCACCCUCUACGCAUCUAUGUGGGACACGAACAAGAUGUUGAUUGUGUGAGUUUUCAUCCGAACUGUUUGUAUUUGAUGAGCGGAAGCUGUGAUAGAACAGUUCGACUGUGGCAUGUUGAACAGGGACGAUGUGUUCGAGUUCUUAAUGGUCACAAGGGAGCAGUUUCUGCAGUGCAGAUUUCUCCAUGUGGAGAAAAGGCAGCAAGUGCUGGUGAGGAUAAAAAGAUCAGGAUAUGGGAUUUAGCCAUGGGGAAGCAAAUAAAGGAAUUAAAGGGACACACAGAUACAGUUACAAGCUUGGUAUGGGGGGACUCUAGACUACUCUGCAGUGGAGGAUUAGACGGAUCUCUCAGAGUGUGGGAUGUAGAUUUAUCGGAUGAAGAGCUGUUGGAAACCUAUCCUGUCGGAGCAACCAUCCUGGGAUCUAACUUUACAGAAACCAAUACUCUUGUAACCAUUGCUCAGGAUACACAACAUCAGAUCAAUGGUUCAUAAUCACAAUUUACUUGAUUUAAAGUUGGAGUUAAUGAAUAACGAGAAGUAGUUGAGCUAGAUACGAAUAGUUGUAUUACCUCAUUCUUCAAUAGUUCCAACCUCAGAUUAACUAUAUGCUAGGUUUAAAUACAUUCCACUGAAAAAAAAACACAACAACAAAAAUUAUAACAUACGCUUAGCUGAUAAAUUAACAAAAACUUCGAAUGUAAAAUUCUUCCUUAAUUGUUUUUAUACAAGUGUAAAUUCUAGAUCGAACGCAUCGGUAAUUUUAUCUUUUACAACAUAAACAUAACUGUACCAGUACCUUAGAUAUUUAUUUAUAUUUGUGAUAUUUUCCAAGAAGAAAGAAAGGAUUUGAUCUCUUUCUAGUCCCUGAUAUCUCCUUCACAAAGCAUAGAGAUGAGUCUCAAAUAUGUUUUCAGAAAAA